UGGUUUUGCUCAUCAUUUCCCUGCUAGGAAAAGGGAAGGGCCAGUGACGCCCCCGAACCCAGCUGCAGAAGCGGCCGCCACCUCCGAUGCACAAGGUGUCUCAUCUGAGAAGAAACCUGAGCCCCAGGGAGGAGGCGCGGAGCGACCGGGGCAGGGCUGGCGCGAACCAGGAGGCAGAGCGCUGGGCAGCGCUCAAGGACCAGCGGAGCUCGGCCGCGGAGGACCCUUGCGACCCGCUCCUGAGAUCCCGGCUCCACACUCUCCUCGAAUUUUACAGAUUUCCCCCGGCGACUUAUCUCCCCAAAACGGAGCCUUUAUCCCAAGAGAAGGUGAGGGAGCUGGGGCAACCAGGACUUUCCCGGGCACCCAAGAUGCGCUCCAUUAGGAAGAGGUGGACGAUCUGCACGAUAAGUCUGCUCCUGAUCUUUUAUAAGACAAAAGAAAUAGCAAGAACUGAGGAGCACCAGGAGACGCAACUCAUCGGAGAUGGUGAACUGUGUUUGAGUCGAUCACUUGUCAAUAGUUCUGAUAAAAUCAUUCGAAAGGCUGGCUCUUCAAUCUUCCAGCACUCUGUAGAAGGUUGGAAAAUCAAUUCCUCUUUGGUGCUGGAAAUAAGGAAGAACAUUCUUCGUUUCCUAGAUGCAGAACGAGAUGUCUCAGUGGUCAAGAGCAGCUUUAAGCCUGGUGAUGUCAUACACUAUGUACUCGACAGGCGUCGGACACUAAAUAUUUCUCAGGAUCUUCACAGCCUCCUACCUGAAGUGUCACCAAUGAAAAAUCGCAGAUUUAAGACCUGUGCAGUUGUUGGAAAUUCUGGCAUUCUGCUUGAUAGUGAAUGUGGAAAGGAGAUUGACAGUCACAACUUUGUAAUAAGGUGUAAUCUAGCCCCUGUGGUGGAGUUUGCUGCAGAUGUGGGAACUAAAUCAGAUUUUAUUACCAUGAAUCCAUCAGUUGUACAAAGAGCAUUUGGAGGCUUUCGGAAUGAGAGUGACAGAGAAAAAUUUGUGCAUAGACUUUCCAUGCUGAAUGACAGUGUCCUUUGGAUCCCUGCUUUCAUGGUCAAAGGAGGAGAGAAGCACGUGGAGUGGGUUAAUGCAUUAAUCCUUAAGAACAAACUGAAAGUGCGAACUGCCUAUCCAUCAUUGAGACUUAUUCAUGCUGUCAGAGGUUACUGGCUGACAAACAAAGUUCCCAUCAAAAGACCCAGCACAGGUCUCCUCAUGUAUACACUUGCCACAAGAUUCUGUGAUGAAAUUCACCUGUAUGGAUUCUGGCCAUUCCCUAAGGAUUUGAAUGGAAAAGCCGUCAAAUAUCAUUACUACGAUGACUUAAAAUAUAGGUACUUUUCCAAUGCAAGUCCUCACAGAAUGCCAUUAGAAUUCAAAACAUUGAAUGUGCUACAUAAUAGAGGAGCCCUGAAACUAACAACAGGAAAGUGUGUAAAGCAAUAAAGCACAUUUGAAAACAUACAAACAAACUGAAUAUGCACUUCUUUUCUGAAGAUGCUUCCUAAGAUUUGAAAAUAGGAUCCAGAACAAGACUGAGUUUCAGUAUCCACCAAUUAUCCGAAAGGUGAUAAAGGACAUUUAUGAGAAAUCCGCUACCAGCUGAUGAAAUACCUGCAAAGUGCUCUAAAAAACAUAUUUCGACUUCAAGGGUCCUAGUAAGUGCCACUUCCACUAAGAACACAGUUUGAAUGUAAUCAGUAGUGUUUACAAGAUCCAACAAUGCACUUGUCAUUAGUUAAUGAGGCAAAUAUGUUCAUCACUGUUGGGCUGCCACGGCAACGCCAAGCACAUUAGAAGAGUAACCCAGCCCUGGGGAUUAAACCAUCCUUGUCAGAAGAAAUCAAGAUGGAAAUAGUUGGAGCAGUGAAAUCCAUAAGAUUAAACAACUCAAGUAAAUGCCUUCAGUCAGGACUCUGAGUCUGAUCAUGAAUUUUAUGUUUUUGUUUUUGUUUUUGUCUUCUGGAAUCUCUUUUGGUUUGGGUAUUGGGUGCUUAGAAAUCCUUUCUGAGAUAAAGAUGAAUGAGAUAAAUAACCUUCAAGAAAUCAUUUUUAAAGUUCUUAUAUUUUUAAAGAGCAAUCACACAAUGACUUUGUAAAAACGUUUUAUUUUGCACAACUUUAAACCUCCAGAGUUUUUCCCAGUGGUGUAGAAGGUACCAGCUAAACUGUGCCACUCAGUAAUCUUGAGCCAUUCUAAAGGAAAGAUGUUCAAUGUCAUCUGAGAUGGUAAAAUUAGCAGGAAAAAAAAAGUACUUUUGGUACCAAAGAUUAUACUGAUGUUUCUACACAACAAACCAUUCUCCUUUCAUGAAAAUAAUAUAUUAAUAUAUUAUGAUGCUACUAAUACAGAAGUUGUCUUUAAAUAUGUUGAAUUUUUCAAACUCAAACUUUAUUUUUAUUUGAAGAAGACUUCCAUAACUUUUACAUUUCAUAAUAAUUUUCUGGAAGCAUUUUGCCCUUUAGGAUAAAUGUCAGACUGAUAGGGCUGAAAUCUGACUUCCAGUUCUUUGAUAUUCCCCUUAUUACUCAAAUGGAAAGAUUGGCAUUCUCUUUACAUUACUGUUAAGUUUUCUUAGUGCAGAAAUAACGUGAUUAAUAGAAUGCUGUUUCCAAAACAGGGAUGAUUACUUUUAAGAGGUUUAAUAAUGAAACUGUGUCAGCAUUUUGCACUUCAAGUGAAUGAAAUUGACCAAUAUUUUCUCUGUGGUUAAAUUUAUUCACAGUACUACAUUAAUGUGUUUUCAAAGAAGCACAUGAAAUUAUUAAUAAAGUGAUUCAAAAAGUUUUAACAUGUGAUAGAAUUGACCAAUGGGCCAGUUUUCUGUUAACUUCUACUUCAGCGGCAGGUAAUUCUGACAGUGAAUUGUUUAGAAAGCAGAAGUGCUGUGUUCCCACUUCUACUCUUGGAUUGAAACCCUUAGAUGACCUCUUGUUUCUUAGGGAAGGCAGUGUAAGAAGAGAAGAAAUAGUGUGGGGAACAUGUAUGUUUUGUUUCUUAGGGAAGACAGUCUGAAAAAAGAAUAAAUAUCAUGGAGAUUUUAUAUAUAUAUAUAUAUAUAUAUAUAUAUAUAAUCAUAGAAAAGGAUGUCCACAGUAGUACAGUUCUUAAUAUAUUAAUAAUACAUGGUAUUAUUUUUAAAAAUAUAAGAGAACCUUGGGUUUCAAAAUCCUAUUUUUUAGAAUUCAUGUGUCUCUAAGAAAACAAAAUAGAAUGCAUAAAGGAGAUACAUAGCUAAAAAUGCUAUGAACAUGAUGCACUUUUAUCAUUAACCUCUUAUUACCUAAUGGAAAUCUUAAAAGAAUUAGGCACAUGUUUUGAAUGUAAAGUUGAAAAGUCUGAUUUAUGUAACAAAUCCAAAGUAGGUGAUUUAUAGAACCUUAAUUUUUACUAUUUGUGGGUAAGUUGUUGGAGUAGUCUUUAAUUUGAAUUCGAUAGAAAAUUUGAAGUCACAAGUAAAUUCUGGUAGGUACUGUCCAUCUCAGAGCUCAUUAAAAGUUUGUCUUACAAAGCAGCAGCAAGGAACCUUGCCAUUUUUACUGCAUUAUCAACAAAUGUAUUUCAACAAUUUUAAGGCCACAGCAAAAGCAUACAGCCACUCAUCGUUUUGUGCAUUAAUGUUUAUCUCAUAGAUGCAUUGAGUAGUGCCUUUUUAGCUUUGCAUUGCUUUGUUACCCUAACUUUGUGUUCUCUAAAUAAAUUGCCCAGUUCUGAAAAUGUUCAGCAUAUAAAAAGGGCUUCAGUAUCGACUGAGACUACUUUUGUUCAUCUCAGGGAACUUUCAAUACUCAAGAAUGAAUUCAAAGGUAUUUAGUGUUCAAAGAAAACAAACUGUACAAGACCAUUUCAUUCCCUAUUGUAUACCUUUCCAUUCACCUCACCACCUCCACAAUCUACUGUGGCCUUCUUACAGGGAUAAGGCAAGGAGAUCACUAAUAGCAAGAAGAAGAAGAAUUCCGUUUAACCAAUAAGGGCCAAAAGGGAUCAUGAUAAAAUAAAAUUAUACAUACGUACUUGAAACAUCUGAGUUUUUUUUUUCUUUUGAGACUAUCUAUCAUAUGUUCACAGCUUUAAUUUUUUGUUUCUUUUUCACAAUUUACCCCUGUACCUGGCAAUGCUCAGGCAGCUGAUUGUGAAAGAUGCUUGUCCUUUAGAGAACAUGGUUGUUACUGUGCUGUUGACACGAAUAGGCCAUGGAAACAAUUUCACCAUUACCCAGCCUGUUCUAUACUUAAUAUUAUGUUGCUCGAAUAAAAAAAAAAAAAAAAAAAAAAGAA
Messenger RNA from Panthera uncia (snow leopard), 4283 nucleotides. It is a transcript of the gene ST8SIA4, whose product is annotated as ST8 alpha-N-acetyl-neuraminide alpha-2,8-sialyltransferase 4. Gene Ontology annotation, biological process: N-glycan processing; oligosaccharide metabolic process. The record is from RefSeq and is a predicted model, not a curated record. Gene Ontology annotation, molecular function: alpha-N-acetylneuraminate alpha-2,8-sialyltransferase activity. Lineage: Eukaryota; Metazoa; Chordata; Mammalia; Carnivora; Felidae.